UUCAGAGAAAGAGAAACUGAAGUGUAGUUGAGCUGUUUUGUGUUUGUGUCUCUGUGUUCAUGCAGUAAAAUGGCAGAAGCCAGAUUUUCUCAGGAUGAGUUUAUGUGUCCAGUGUGUCUGGAUCUCCUGAAGGAUCCAGUAGCCAUUCCCUGUGGACACAGUUACUGUAAAAUCUGUAUUACAGGCUGCUGGGAUCAGGAGGAUCAGAUGAGAGUCUACAGCUGUCCUCAGUGCAGACAGACCUUCAGUCCAAGACCUGCUUUAGCUAAAAACACCAUUCUGGCUGAAAUGGUGGAGAAACUGAAGAAGAUUAAAUUUCCUGCUGACUGUUACGCUGGAGCUGGAGAUGUGCAGUGUGACGUCUGUACUGGAAGAAAACACAAAGCCGUCAAGUCCUGUCUGGUGUGUCUGAACUCUUACUGUCAGAAUCACCUUGAACAACAUGAGAGUUUGUUUAAAGGAAAGAGACACAAUCUGACUGAAGCCACUGGACGACUGCAGGAGAUGAUCUGCCAGAAACACGACAAGAUCCUUGAGGUUUUCUGCCGCACUGAUCAGAAGUGUAUAUGUCUGCUGUGUACGAUGGAUGAACAUAAAAACCACGACACUGUAUCAGCUGCAUCACAGAGGACAGAAAAACAGCACCAGCUGAAGGAGACGCAGAAGAUGUUCCAGCAGAGGAUCCAGCAGAGAGAGAAAGAUCUUCAGCAGCUGAGAGAGGCUGUGGAGUCUCAUAAGCGCUCUGCACAGACAGCAGUGGAGGACAGUGAGAGGAUCUUCACUGAGCUCAUCCGCUCCAUUGAGAGAUGCCGCUCUGAGGCCACACAGCGGAUCAGAGAUCAGGAAAAGACUGCAGUGAGUCGAGCUGAAGGACGACUGGAGCGACUGGAGCAGGAUAUCAAUGAUCUGAGGAGGAGAGACGCUGAGAUGGAGCAGCUUUCACACACACAGGACCACAUCCAUUUCCUGCAGAGUUUCCAGUCUCUCUCAGCUCCUCCUGAAUCUACAGAUGUAAAUGAUGAUCCCUUCAGUUCUCUCUCCUCUUUUGAUGGCGUAAGAGAAUCUGUCCGUCAGCUGAGAGACAAACUGGAGGAUUUCUGCAAAGAGGAGCUGAAGAAGAUCUCUGACAGAGUUACUUUCACCAACAUUGUUCCCAGAACCAGGAACGACUUCCUACAAUAUUCCCAUCAGCUCAAUCUGGAUCUGAACACAGUGAAUAAACGCCUCCAUCUGUCUGAGAGGAACCAAGUGAUUACUGACACUAGCACAGAUCAGCCAUAUCCUGAUCAUCCAGACAGAUUUGAUCAGUGGCCUCAGGUGUUGUGUAAAGAGAGUGUGUGUGGAUGCUGUUACUGGGAGAUUGAGAGGAGCAGAAGUGUGUAUAUAUCAGUGUCAUAUAAGAGCAUCAGAAGGAAGGGAUGGGGUAAAGAGUGUUUGUUUGGAGGUAAUGAUCAGUCCUGGUGUUUGUUCUGCUCUCCCUCCAGUUACUCAUUCAGACACAAUAACAUAGAGACUAAACUCCCAGUAAAGCCCAUCAGCAGUAGAAUAGGAGUGUGUGUGGAUUACAGUGCAGGAACUCUGUCCUUCUACAGCGUCUCUGGAGACACAAUGAGCCUCAUCCACACAGUCCAGACCACAUUCACUCAACCGCUCUAUCCUGGGUUUAGGGUUGAUUUCAGAUCAUCAGUGAAACUGUGUUGAUGAAUCAGAAUAGACUGUAGAGAGAUUCUACCCAUAAUGCUUUGAGCUCAUGAUGAAUCUGUAACAGUGAGAUGUUAUAGAGCCGAGGUGUCUAAACUUUUUACUACGAAGGGCCAAAAAUCAAACUUGAUCAAGGUCUGUGGGCCGAAAGUAAAAGAUGCAUUAUAUUAAAAUUUAAUUUUAUAUUAAA
This is a messenger RNA of Megalobrama amblycephala (Wuchang bream), 1891 nucleotides long. RefSeq names its product tripartite motif-containing protein 16-like. The record is from RefSeq and is a predicted model, not a curated record. Bases 70 to 1701 code for a protein of 543 amino acids. NCBI's taxonomy places the organism in Eukaryota, Metazoa, Chordata, Actinopteri, Cypriniformes, Xenocyprididae. Gene Ontology annotation, molecular function: protein binding; zinc ion binding. The transcript is spliced from 6 exons.